AUUGGCGGGAUGGUGUGACUGGCGUCUUGUCAUAACCCGAGGUUGAGCUGAUGUCGCAUGAGCUCAUGCCCAAGACCACAAGAAAACCAAGUUGCCCCACGUCCGGAUGAGCCUGCGAAGUUUUUUCCUUUUUCUUCUUCCGCCUCGACUGAGAGAGUACAAGAGCUCUGCACUCUGUACAGACACUCAUAACCACGAAAGACCACAAAGUCGUCGUUAGUGAUUGACACGGCAAAGUCCACAAUGGGUCAACCAUCUCAACAGGCGUCCAACGCCAUCAUCUACACUACUUACGCAGCUUUCCUUGUCUUCGGUCUCUUCGUCGCAUGGACGCUGCGGCACCAAACAAAGGGCGAGUAUCUCGCCACUUUGCGAACACAGAAGGGUACAGAACAUGACUCCAUCCGACCAACCUUCGAGGACUCCGCCUUGGAAGAAAGACUCGGUGGCUGAUACAUUUCCCAGGCAUACCUUUGGCCCUCAACUUCAUCGCGUCGGGUGAGUGUGCUCGAAGAGCAGCAACAGCCUGAAGCGGCGGCAGCACGAGGGCUAGGCACCGUCGACAGCAACGGUGCAACCAGCAAUGGGGCGAUAUAUCCAGCUUUUUCGAGGUGAUACAGGACCUCGUUUGAUCGAUACAAUACUUUGACUCGUUGGCAUACUGAGCAAUGCUCUCCAUCUGAGGUUCGUAUGCUUGCAUCAACGCCAUUGGCUCUUGUUGCUUUUGGCCGACAGAAGAGAUUCCGUGCUCUGCUCCUCUACUCUGAUUGUCUACCUCGAACAGGUACAGGCGUUGAGUGGCUUCCUUCCAACGCCAAAGGCUCAAGGGCCAAUGUGCAGCACUACGGGCGCUUGUGUCUGAUCGUUUCCCUCGGCCUUCAUCCACCUGGCUUCUUAUUCAAGCAACCAGAGAUGAAACGAGCUGCGAAAUGCCGAUCACACAAUGCUGAGAUUGUACCGUCAAAACUCGAUCAAGUUAAUGCUUGCGUGGGAAACGUGCUGCCAGCUUCUUCAACCCUGUCCCCCCUUCCCCUAAUUCGUGAAGAUCGUCCAUACUGACAAAUGUCCUACAUUUUCGGCAAACAGCUUUGGGUUCAGGGAUUUUAUUCUCGUACCCGCAGAUUUCCACCAUCGCGGGUGUCCAGGGCCUUGUGGUCUACAGUCUCUCCUCGGCCUUGCCACUUCUUGUCUUUGCCUAUCUUGGGCCCAUCAUCAGGAGAAAAUGUCCCGAGGGCUUUGUACUUACCGAGUGGACCCGACAGCGAUAUGGAGCUAUUACUGCACUGUAUCUCUCGGCCUUGACGCUUAUCACCCUUUUCCUCUACAUGGUUGCCGAGCUUUCUGCUCUCCAACAAAUCAUCAAUGCCCUGACUGGGCUCAACGGCCUCCCUGUCGUAAUAGUGGAGUGCGCCGUGACCACAAUCUACACUUCCCUCGGCGGGUUCAAAGUCUCUUUCAUCACCGACAACAUCCAAGGCGCCAUGGUCGUAGGGCUGAUCAUCAUUGGGUGCAUUACUGUGGGCGUGGAAACCCAUGUACAACAAGACUUGAUUGACAAGAGCGGAUACCUGAAUGCCAGCUUGCUAGGCUGGCAAUUGGUUUACAUCCUCCCAGUAGCGAUCCUCACGAACGAUUUCUUCAUAUCAGGGUUUUGGAUGAGGACGUUUGCGGCGAAGACGGAUAAAGAUCUGUGGGUUGGUGUGAGCAUUGCGACCGUGGCCGUCGCCAUCAUCCUGACGCUCUGUGGCGUGUCUGGGCUUUUGGCCGGGUGGUCCGGGGCCUUGGGCGACCCGCCACAGCAGUCUUCCAUCGCCUUCUUCCUGUUACUGGAGCAGCUUCCCGCCUGGGUCGUGGGGAUCGUGAUCGUCAUGACGGUUGCUCUGUCCACCGCCGCUUUCGACAGCUUUCAAUCCGCCAUGGUGAGCACCGGGUCGAACGACAUCUUCCGCAACAAGUUGAACCUCUGGAUUCUCCGAGCGACGGUUGUGUUGAUCAUUGUCCCCGUGGUAGUGGUGGCGUUGAAGUCACCGUCCGUGCUACAGAUCUACCUCAUCUCCGAUCUCAUCUCCGCGUCGUCCAUCCCCGUUUUGGUCAUCGGUCUCAACGAUCGAUGCUAUGCCUGGCGCGGGUUUGAAGUGGUAGUGGGAGGACUGGGCGGUAUAUUUACUGUCUUCCUAUUCGGUCUUGUUUUCUACAAGGGAGACGCCAGCUCCGCGGGGGCUCUUCUGUUGCUUGAAGCGGGCCUGUACGGGAACGAUUGGUCCGCCUUCGGGGCGUUCGUGGCUGCACCCGUUGGUGGGCUUUUGUGGGCGCUCGGUGCGUUCGGAUUAAGGCUCGCUGUUCAGUGGUCCCUCGCGAAGGUUCGCGGCACGAAGUUCGAUGCGCUGGACAAGCCCGCGGCGCCGACCGCGAGCUUCUACACGGGAAGAGUUAGCCCCGUCACGGGCGACUCGGAGAGAGAAAUGUACGCCGAUGGAGAGGGAGUUGUGAGAAGCCACGUCGAAGUCAAGGGCAAGUUCUUUUAAAUACGGACUUUACAAGUGGCAGAGCAAGGGAAGAGAAGGGGUGCCGUGAAACAAGGGGAGGCAAUGCUGCCGGACAGACGAGGCCUUGCGGCGAGAGCUCUCGUUCGGCGUCCUCCAUUGGUUUCCCAGAGUGGAAGGAAGAUGAUGAUGAGCAGGGCGAACGAGAAGGCUCGUCUCGUUCGAUCUCUGAAGACAUGGUGCCCAGCCUUCACCACAACACACAGGCUUGUCUAUUUGCCCAAUCGACGGCGGACACGACCCGACAUCCGUUCCAGCUCGGGGAUUCAGUCCUGCAACUUGCUUGAAAACAGCUUUCAACGAAGACAUGGAUAGAUGCAGACACCUGCCUUGCGGCCUGAAGGGUGGAGAGAGGGGGGAUAUGUCAUAUAUGAUGUUGUCGUUCAUAUGGCAGGUUGACCUGCCAUAUACAUUCGUUUGGAAAUAUGAGGUUACAUUCCAUGCCAUGCGAAUAUUUCUAGUUCGGCUAUGUAUCCAGCCUUUCCCAUCUUCUCGUGAAAUCCUCCCAUCCAUCUAUUGAAUAUCCGUUGCGAUCUAUCUAUCGC
Molecule: messenger RNA, 3088 nt
Organism: Cladophialophora immunda
Lineage: Eukaryota; Fungi; Ascomycota; Eurotiomycetes; Chaetothyriales; Herpotrichiellaceae
Exons: 3
Coding region: 1326-2525 (399 amino acids)
Biological process (GO): transmembrane transport
Cellular component (GO): membrane
Molecular function (GO): transmembrane transporter activity
Source: RefSeq, a predicted model, not a curated record